Messenger RNA from Myxocyprinus asiaticus (Chinese sucker), 1553 nucleotides. RefSeq names its product basic leucine zipper transcriptional factor ATF-like. The coding region runs from base 238 to 612 and encodes 124 amino acids. NCBI's taxonomy places the organism in Eukaryota, Metazoa, Chordata, Actinopteri, Cypriniformes, Catostomidae. Gene Ontology annotation, biological process: regulation of transcription by RNA polymerase II. Gene Ontology annotation, molecular function: RNA polymerase II cis-regulatory region sequence-specific DNA binding; DNA-binding transcription factor activity, RNA polymerase II-specific. The transcript is spliced from 3 exons. The record is from RefSeq and is a predicted model, not a curated record. Gene Ontology annotation, cellular component: nucleus.
AGAGAGAGAGAGAGAGAGAGAGAGAAAGAGUUAGAGUGAGAAAUAGAGAGAGAGAAAGAAAGAAAGAGUGCUAGAGCUGCUGUAUCUACUCAUUCGUCAGUGGACAGUGAUUAGUUCAGUUCUCUCUGCUGAGCACAUGCAGUCUUACAUACCCUGAGACAGACAGACAGAUAGAUAGACUGAAAGUCAGAGACAGACGCUGAAGGAGGUCAGAGGUUUCACAGGGACUGAAGUGGCAUGGCACAGGGCUCUGACAAUAACGAUACCAGCUACACCAAAUCCCCAUCACCGGGCAAUAAACAGGGUUCAACGGAUGAUGUGAGGAAGGUCAUGAGGAGAGAAAAGAACCGGAUCGCGGCGCAAAAGAGCCGAAUGCGACAAACUCAGAAAGCAGACAGCCUGCACCUGGAGAGUGAAAAUUUGGAGAAGGAAAACGCAGCGCUCAGGAAAGAGGUGAAAAGACUCACAGAGGAGGCCAAAUAUCUGUCCACGGUCUUGAGCAACCACGAGCCGCUGUGCACAGGUCUGAGCGGCACGUCCACGGAGCUGCUGUACAGCCCGCACCACGGCGCGUUUCACCAGCAUAUCAGCGUGCCGCACUACCCGCUCUGACCGGCAGAGGCCGCCAGAGUCCUGCGCGGAAUCUGCCUAUGAAAGGCAGUCAUUGAACUUUGGUUGAGUCAAAAAUCACGUAAAUAAUCAUCAGCAUUGCAGUGAUCUUGAAAUAUCCUACGGAGGAUUAACUAUAAGAGAAAUAAAACAAAAGCCUCUAAAUAUAAGAAUUUUGGUGACAAUUAUCUCAUUAUAUAUAGUUAGAUAGAUAGAUAGAUAGAUUUUUGUCUUAAGUUAAUUAACUCCUGCUCCUUGAACAAAACUCAACGCAAUUUUUUAAGUAUAAAUGACAUGUCUGUAAAAUGCAAGCAUCUUAUCUGUAGUGUGCAACAUAGGCUACUUGCAAAGAUGCAUGGCAAUGACACAAUGAAUGUUUUAAAUUUAGAUUUCAUUAGAUGACAAGUCUGAUUCAUAUGAUCAUUUAGUUUAUUCUAUUUCUGUGAAAUGUUAAUUAAAUGACUGGACUAGGUUCUAACAAGAAAAUUAUGUUCAUUGUGUAUGCUGUCACAAAUAUUGUGUGCGAAUGUUUUUCUAUACGACUCAUUUAAGAUAUUGAAUUUAUCAAAUGUUUUCACUAUUUCUGUUCUAAACUCUUUGGUACCCUAAAGGUGCCAAGAAUGGCUGUUACAUCUCAUAUGUGGGUGAGGGGAAUUUUCUUACCUGUGAUCUUCUGUGAUCACCUGUGAAAAGUAAAUAAAAAAAUAUGUAAAAUAUACAGACAGAUGUCUAAUCAGAAUGAAAUUUUAAAGUUCAUAUAAAAAUACAUGGGAAUAAAUAUGAUUAAACAUAGCAAGCUUAAACAUUUGGAACAUUACAACAUAUUACAGGAUGGAAAACUUAUGCCACAACGCAUUUAUUCCAUUGAGGAUUGGCCUUCCUCCUGAGAGAUCACACUGUAGCAACCUAGAAAGAGUUUGGUUUGAUUACAGGAAAAACUUGAG